Molecule: messenger RNA, 3268 nt
Organism: Gallus gallus (chicken)
Lineage: Eukaryota; Metazoa; Chordata; Aves; Galliformes; Phasianidae
Gene: CTSO
Product: cathepsin O
Cellular component (GO): lysosome
Molecular function (GO): cysteine-type endopeptidase activity
Source: RefSeq, marked provisional
AGGGAGCGGGGCGCGGCGGGGCAGUCCGUGGUGAUGGCGGUGCUGGCGUUCGGGUUGGCGUUGGCGUGCUGCCUGCUGCGAGCGGCCGACGCCGCGUUCCCGGUGCCCGCGGGCGCUGCGGGACGUCCUCCGUGGGACGGAGGAGGACGGGAGGAAGAAGCGGCGGCGCUGCGGGAAAGUGCAAAAAGAAUUAGAUUACUGAAUUCACCAUCAAAUGAUAAUGGAUCUGCUUUCUAUGGAAAAAAUCAGUUUUCUCACCUAUUUCCUGAGGAGUUCAAAGCUAUUUACUUAAGAAGCAUACCUUACAAACUCCCCAGAUACAUAAAAGUGCCAAAGGGAGAGGAAAAACCUUUGCCAAAGAAGUUUGACUGGAGGGACAAGAAAGUCAUUGCAGAAGUGAGAAAUCAACAGACAUGUGGAGGCUGCUGGGCUUUCAGUGUUGUGGGUGGUAUAGAGUCUGCCUAUGCAAUUAAGGGACAUUAUCUGGAAGAACUCAGCGUACAGCAAGUUAUCGAUUGUUCGUACAGUAAUUAUGGUUGCAGUGGUGGUUCCACAAUAACUGCUUUGAGCUGGCUGAAUCAGACAAAAGUCAAACUUGUGAGAGAUUCAGAGUACACUUUUAAAGCUCAGACAGGACUGUGCCAUUAUUUUCCUCACUCUGAUUUUGGAGUUUCAAUAACAGGAUUUGCUGCAUAUGACUUCAGUGGUCAGGAAGAGGAGAUGAUGAGAGUACUUGUUGACUGGGGUCCUUUGGCAGUAACAGUAGAUGCAGUUAGCUGGCAGGAUUAUCUUGGUGGGAUCAUACAGUAUCACUGCUCCAGUGGAAAAGCAAAUCAUGCUGUACUUAUCACUGGUUUUGACACAACAGGUAGCAUCCCUUACUGGAUUGUACAGAACUCUUGGGGCCGUACAUGGGGAAUAGAUGGCUACGUUCGUGUUAAGAUAGGCAGUAAUGUCUGUGGUAUAGCAGAUACAGUUUCAUCAGUAUUUGUUUGAUACUGGCUAAAGACCAGGAUUAUCAUUUGACAUACGCUAUAUAUGAAGAUUUUACUUCAAAGCAACAUUUCCUAAAAUAAGAACAAACUAUAUGAAGAGUUCCUGCUUUUUAGACAUUACAGAAAGUGGUCAGCUGGAAUUUUAAAAUAUGUUUUUAUUUGGCAUGUGUGUUAUGUAUCAAAUCUCACAUGGAAUGAGAAGACUUCGAAUCAACCACAGAGCGUGCAGAAGGAAGUUGCAAAGAUAGAUUGAAACUGUUAAGGUGAACUUAGGUACUGAAUACUAAAAAGUACAUCCCAUAAAAAAUUCUCUUGAGAAGUUAUAGCAAAUAAGAAGUUUGAACCCAAUAAUGAGUAGUAUGAUGGCAUAUAAUCAAAAUGCUUUAAACAUCAGAAGCACAAUGAUUGUCUGCUUCUAUUAGAAGAGGAGCGUGAUAUGAGAAAACACUUAUGUUUUGCUACCUGUUUUGGCUUUUCUAGCAUCUCUGGUUGACAGACGUUUUUGUCUUCCUCCUUUUUGUAAAAUCCUACAUUUUUCUCUAAAACUAGAUGAACAGAGGGGUGAAAUAGCCAUGAAACAGUCUCCUGAGCAGCCAGGGCCUCUGUAAUGCUGUAGUCCUUCUAAUUCAGUCUUUUUCCUUUCUUGGGUAGAUAGAACUUCAGAGCUCUUCAAAGUAGGAAGGUGUAUUUUGAAAAGGGCCUCAGAUAUCAUAGUCUUCUGAAUUAAUUUGUUAAAUGGGUAGGAAAGCAAGAAGAAAACUGUAUUUAGAUGAACCAACGCAGUUCUAGUGGCUUAUCAUCAUGCUCUGCCCUGCCAGGACAGAAAUGUUUGCAGCCCAACCAUUCUGUGCUUUGGUAGCAGUCAGUUUCACACCUCCUCUCUUCUCUACUUCACAGCUAACAAUGGAACAGCUGUGAAACAAAUGAAAAAAUUAUCUAUCAUAGAAAAAAAGUCUGGCAGUAAAUAGCCGUAAGGUAUUUGCUACCCUUAGAAAGUUAGGAAUUACAGCAUGUUCCAAGUAGAGUAGAUUUCCCUACAAAAAUAUUAAACUGAGUUGAACUUGUAGAAGAGACUUGCUGGUAAUCAUAAGGCGGUUCCAGUUUUGCUGAUCUGUAUAACUACAGUUGGAGGCAAAUGUAACUAGAACUGACAACUAAACAUGCAUUUCUAAGAUGCUCUGACUGUCAUCUGGAAUACUUUACUAGUGUCCUUUACUGAACACUAUUAUGAAAACUACUGAAGCAAUUCUACAAUUUUUGCAUUUCCUGUACCCUGCUAAUGAUCGGUGUAGUGUUUUUAUAACAGACGCCAUGAAUGUUUGUCACUUUCUCUUGUAUUGUCACCUUAGUCCUUCUGUUUCUAAGGGUCAGUAUUUUAAGUGGGGAAAAAAAGACCUAAGUGCCAAAUGUCAGGUUCUGUUCCUAUUUCUAACAAACAGGCUCAAACUUCCAAAUAACAAAAGAAGAAGCAUUUUGUGUAGUAUGGCCAUACCCUUAGCAGAUUACAGACAAUAAAUAGCAUACUUCUCUGAUGGGAUAAGAACAGCUAAACUUCUAAAUUGGCAUAAGAAUAAUGUGGUUUUAUAGCAGUAUCAAACAUUGAAGUUCCAGCUAUGCUUCUGAAGUGGUACAACCAAGCCUAACUAGAGCACAAAGACACAGAACAACUCACCAGAAAUUAAGGCCUGCGGUAAAUGUAUUUUCCAGAGAAGCAGUAAAACUGAUAAAACAGUCCAUCUAAUAAGAUGACAACACAGCUUUAUCUACUCCGUGGUCAUAGUUCCCUCACUUUUAUGAUGCAACAAUUUUAUACUUGUUUCAAUGAUAUUUUGAUUAAAAAACACUCAAAACAGCUGUCAUAUUGUUGUGUGAAUGUUAUGCUUGCUUUAGAAGAAGACAACAAAAGAAGAACUUGAAUACUGCUUUAUUUGAAGUGUGAAGUAGGCAUUUAUUUUUACUAUUCUUAACAGUAAGUAUUUCUAAUGAAGGCCCUCAUAUAUUCUUGUGUAAGAAAUUUCCAGAGGCUUGGGUUUCCAUAGAUUCAGGAUCCCGUAUUUGUUCAAAAUCCAGCUUUUGAAGAUCUUAACCUGAAAUUCCUUUUGGAACUCUACAGCUCUCUAUCAUCUUAAGCUGAUGAGAAUAAUUACAUCUUCAACUCAAAUUACUAACAACCAUUAGAUAAACUGGCAAAUAGAAAUCUAUGUACAUAUAAGACAUGAUGAUAAUCUGUAUAUUUUUUUCUUGUCUUCAAGUAUAGAUUUUUCAGAAACAAA